Molecule: messenger RNA, 1275 nt
Organism: Chanos chanos (milkfish)
Lineage: Eukaryota; Metazoa; Chordata; Actinopteri; Gonorynchiformes; Chanidae
Gene: egr3
Product: early growth response 3
Exons: 2
Coding region: 1-1275 (424 amino acids)
Biological process (GO): regulation of transcription by RNA polymerase II
Molecular function (GO): DNA-binding transcription factor activity, RNA polymerase II-specific; RNA polymerase II cis-regulatory region sequence-specific DNA binding
Source: RefSeq, a predicted model, not a curated record
AUGACAGGUAAAUUAGCGGACAAGCUCCCUAUUACCAUGAGCAGUUUAAUCAACUCGAUUCCUGACAGUCUGUAUCCAGAAGAGGAUAUUCCGACUUCUAUGAACAUUUUCACUAGCACGGAUUCUAUUUCGCACUACUCACAAAUGAAUACAGAUAAUAUUAUGGAUCUGGGCAUGGGAAGCGAGAAGGGAACCUCAGAGAUCCAGUACGGCUCCAGCUUCCAGUCCAAUCGGAGCGGACAGACGGUCACCUACCUGGGCAAGUUUGCCUUUGACGCGCCGCCGUCCGGGGGCAUCAGCAGCUCCGGCUGGUGCUCAGACAACAACAUCAUCAGCCUUGUGAGCGCCGGUAUUUUGGGUGUGUCCCCGUCGCCCGGAACCAUCACCACGCAGACCUCCUCGUCGAGCAGCACCAUGGCCGGCCAAUCAUCAGACAUGGAGCAGGUGUACGCUCCGCCCCUGCCCGCCUACUCCACCUGCGGGGACAUGUACCAGGAUCAGGUGUCAUUCCACCACAGUCCUGCCACCACCACACCCCUCCCGUACCCCGGCUCCGACUAUCACACCACCACCUCCAAACCCGCCAUGGACGGCAGCCUGUUCUCCAUGAUCCCAGACUACAACCUCUUCCACCACCAGGGAGAGGUGGGGGUGAUGGAGCACAAGCCUUUUCAGUCCAUGGACCCGAUCCGGGUGAACCCUCCACCCAUCACCCCGCUGGAGACUAUCCGGGCUUUUAAAGACAAGCAGCAGAUCCACCCGGGCUUCAUCGGUGGCCAGCAGCACGUGUCCCAGCACCACCAACCUCCCCAGACUCUGACUCUGAAGCCGAUCCGACCUCGGAAGUACCCGAACCGCCCCAGCAAGACCCCGGUGCACGAGCGUCCGCACGCCUGCCCCGCGGAGAACUGCGACCGGCGUUUCUCCCGCUCGGACGAGCUGACGCGCCACCUGCGCAUCCACACGGGGCACAAGCCGUUCCAGUGCCGGAUCUGCAUGCGCUCCUUCAGUCGCAGCGACCACCUGACCACGCACAUCCGCACGCACACCGGAGAGAAGCCCUUCUCCUGUGAGUUCUGCGGGCGCAAGUUCGCCCGGAGCGACGAACGCAAGAGGCAUGCCAAGGUGCACCUCAAACAGAAGGACAAGAAGCCCACGGAAAAAGCCAGCGCGGCGGCAGGGGGAGGCUCAACCUCCCACGGUUCUCCGCCCAGCUCGUGCGGUAGCGGAGGUCCAGGCGGCGGAAACAUUCUGACUGUGACGACGUGUGCAUAA